CCUAUGGCGGAACCAGAACUCCCUGGCUCCCAGUUUCUAACCCUGAUGUGUGAACAGCUAGACCAAGCUGGCUCUCCAUUAUUAAUACUAUUAUUGGUAUUUAGAAAGUCAGGGGGAGGUUGCUAUUUGGGGAUAUUUGCAGGGAUUAUUCAAAGGGAGUGCAGGAGGUCAGCGGGAGCUGGCUAUGAUCACCGGAUAUGAUUGCUAUUCUUUCCUUUGUGAGGAAAAAUAAAUCAUGGAAUGUGGGGACGCGGUGAGAAAUGACACUCGUUGGAUCAAGGAUAUGGCUAUUAUUAUAAUUAUUACGAUUAUUAAUAUUUCCCCCCUUAAAAAUGAGAGUACGGGACGACCAAUCUUGGGGUGCAUUUAUUGGAUAAUGUUUGGAUCAAGGACAUCAUUAUUAUGACUGUGUGGUUAUUUAGGGGUUGUUGGUUUUUUUUUAAAUGAUAACAUUGCAAUCCGUCCAAAUGAAAUUGAUCGCUGGAUAAAUUCCAUAGAACAGCAGGGAUAAUAAACUCUCCUUUUUUCUCCCCCUUCUUCCUUCUCCAGCACAGGAUGAAGGCACGCUGACAUGGCUUUCAAAUGCAGAGCACAAACGUUGCAGGUGGUUGAUACCGAAUAUAGUGCGGACACGGUCGAAUGGUGCCCGGUGGAAAGCUGGCACAACAUCCUGGCAUGUGGCACCUACCAGUUGAAGAAACCAGAGAGUGAGCCUGGCCAAAGUCGUAGCAAGGACAGCGAAUCCCCUGUGCGUCUAGGACGUAUCUACCUCUAUUCCUUUGAAGAUCAGAUGUUCACACCGCUGACGGAGAUCCAGAGGCUGGAAACGGUGGCUAUAUUGGACCUUAAAUGGUGCCAUGUUCCCAUCGCAGGGCGGCCUGUUUUAGGCAUCGCCAAUGCCCAGGGAGCGGUGAAGCUGGCCCAUUUGAUGGGAAGCGAGAAGAGUUGCAGGCUUCAUCCCCUCUGCAGUGUUGACCUGGGAGGUGAUUGCCUUGCUUUGUCGCUGGACUGGUCCACGGGGCUAGAGCAGUGCGGUCACCCCCUGCGACUGGUCAGCAGCGAUUCCAAAGGGAGGGUCAGCUUGCUGUCAGUGGACGAAUCCAGUACCUCGGUGCACGUCUUGGACCAGUGGAAAGGACACGACUUUGAAGCCUGGGUGGCUGCGUUCGACUACUGGAACACUCGUGUUGUGUACUCAGGUGGAGACGAUUGUAAACUACAGGGCUGGGAUACUCGGAGCAGCUCAAGAGCUCCUCUCUUCACCAGUGAGCGGCAUUCUAUGGGGGUCUGCAGUAUUCAGAGUCACCCGUUGCGGGAAAAUCUGCUAGCUACGGGAAGCUAUGACGAACACAUCCUUCUCUGGGACACCAGAAAGAUGAAGCAGCCCCUGGCGGACACCCACGUGCAAGGCGGCGUCUGGCGCUUAAAAUGGCACCCGUCUCAGGAGCAGUUGCUGCUUGCGGCCUGUAUGCACAAUGGCUUUGCAAUCCUCCACUGUCCCAAUGACUUAGAAGAGAACCAAGAGAAAUGCACGAUCCUGUCAUCUUACGCCUUGCACAAUUCUUUGGCUUAUGGAGCCGAUUGGUCCAGGCUUCUCCCGAGCGACUCUUUGGAGGCGUCUAUGGCUAUGGUGACCCUUCAGGAGGACCCAAGAGCCAGCCGAGGGGACCUCAAAGGGCAGAACCUCAAGAUCAUUUACGAAUCCCCCACGGCCACCUUCGAUGUGCUGCUCGAGGAGGAAGAUGACCAACCUCCCGUGUCUCCAUUGCGAGCAGAAGGUACCUUAGCCCCACAGGAGCCUUCAGGUGAUGGAAGAACUCCAGAUACCAAAGCAAACGGGGAUGUCCAAGCAGCCAGAGGCCAAAGGGAGACCAGCCUCUUAGCGACAUGCUCCUUUUAUGACAACAUUCUACACGUUUGGAAAUGGGAGGUCAGCCGGAGUGUCCCUCUGGCUUAAACCCACUGUUGGGGUGUGGAAGGAGGCCUCCAGUAUAUUUUCUAUCCAUAGGUGGGUGGGGGGGCAGGAAGCAUGCUGGAAAUGACUCAAGAGUUGAACUGCGAGACUCUUGGGGGCUCUCUGACCUUUUGUAGUUUACUUGCAGACAUUUCAUUACCAAACUAGGUAACAUCAUUGGAGCUAGAAGGGAGUGCAGACUGCUGUGUAGAGGACUGUAGAAUUCUUGGUACUCUGAGCCACGUUUUCUUGCAGACGUUUCGUGACUCUAACUAGGUAACACCAUCAAUGCUAAGGGUGGUGUUUGCUCCCUGUUUACCUACAGUAGCUUCUCCUUUCAGUCUCGGUGGAGGUGUGGGUUUUCUCCUUGGAAGUUGUUGUGUAGGGUAUUGUUUUCUCCUUGUCCGUCUGCUGUUAAUUCCUGCUUAUUUGGAUAUUGGAUGCCGGGCGCUACUAGUAGUUGCAAGGUAAGCUACUGAAUAUGAACAGGGAGCUCGUUUGGUACUUCACUACCUAGUUUGGUCAUGAAACAUCUGCCAAGAAAACCAUCAAGCUCAAAAGAGCAUCAAGGAACCCACAGUUCAAUUCCAAGCUAUCAACAUUCUCUUCUAUCAAUAUGUUUUUAUAUUACUGCUGGGAGCCUCCAGUAGCUGUGAGGUUUGAAGGCUCUUAUGUUGCUUACUUGGUUCUUUCCAACAGCUUUUUUUUUUUAUACUGCAGAAAUAAGAUUGUUCAGGUUCCAUAAUUUCCUGUUAAUUCCACUUUUCCCCUAAGAUUUGAUUCUUGCAACAUUCUCAAACACCAGCUUUAACAUUGGGAGUGCCAUUUGGCUCACAUUUCCUCCCCAAAUAUAUAGGGAACCUGAAGUUCUAUUCAAGCUUGUGAAAGAGGCUGAAAUUAAAAACGGCAACCAAUGAUCAUUGCAAAGAUAUUCUCUUGAAAUCCAAGCACAAGCUCUUUUGUGGUGUAGAUUGGCCUCAUCAAAGGGCGUAUUUAUAAUCUGAGGUAUUACAGAUUGUGGCAUUUUCAUACAAACAUGCUCAUUGGCAUUGUAAAGAGCACCUUUCAGCUAAAAUAUAUUUUUGAUCUUUUUUACAAUAAAAUCUUGUCUUGUAAGAUCCACUGUCCUUUUCAUUUAAGCUAUUAAGACAAGUAUCAAGGAUCACAAGGAUCAAAGCCUGUGUCAAAAACUACUUUGGACUGGACCAAAUUUGUCUGUGUAGAGAACGGCUGUUUUAUAUAGAAAGGAAUGUACUCCGUCAUGCUUAAGUCUGUUUCAAAAGCAAGGUGUAUUUUGCUCAGAGAAGGAAGUAAUACAGUAGCCAUACAGUCAACAGGUAAGAAUAUCUUACAGGUGGACUAAGUAUUGUAAAACUGGAGGCAAGUACUGGCAAGAAUAGUUUCCGAUAAGUACUUCUAGAAUUGCGACUGCUAGAGUGUGUCUGUGCAAGGGUUUGCUAGUUUAAACAACAUAACCAACUAAAGAAAUCAUAGCUAAGAAACAGGUUUUAAAAUGGUAGUUCAUUCCCUGAACAUAUGAGAGCUCUAAUGUAUGCUAUUUUCUUUUUGUGUGUGUGUGUGAAAAGGAUUUCAUUUUCAAUUUAAAUCUAAGCAGCACAGAAAACAGGAGCCCUUCAUCCCCACCAAAUUCAGUGCCCACACUCCAUUAAAACCCCACCGCCAGAAUCCUCAUCCUUGCAAGCCCUUCCCAGGCGGAUUUCUUUGAACAGAGAGUACCACCAACUCCCCAGAGAAACACAUAUAUUGAAGACUUUUUUGGACACAACUUUCAAAGCAGAAACAUCAACGCUUCUCAACCAGGGAGGUGUCACAUUCUCUUUAUUCGUAACCCUCCACCCCAAAUUAUCUGGUCCAAAAGCCCCCUUCUGAGAAGCUAUCUUUUCUUUUGAGAUAUUGUGUCUUUUCUCCUCUUCCAAGAAAUAGUCUUUCCCCCCUUUUCUUCCCGGAAAUGGUGUCUUUUCUCUCUUCU
Messenger RNA from Notechis scutatus (mainland tiger snake), 3944 nucleotides. NCBI's taxonomy places the organism in Eukaryota, Metazoa, Chordata, Lepidosauria, Squamata, Elapidae. The record is from RefSeq and is a predicted model, not a curated record.